Molecule: messenger RNA, 1694 nt
Organism: Diachasmimorpha longicaudata
Lineage: Eukaryota; Metazoa; Arthropoda; Insecta; Hymenoptera; Braconidae
Gene: Rpn6
Product: 26S proteasome non-ATPase regulatory subunit 11
Exons: 5
Coding region: 267-1589 (440 amino acids)
Biological process (GO): ubiquitin-dependent protein catabolic process
Cellular component (GO): proteasome regulatory particle, lid subcomplex
Molecular function (GO): structural molecule activity
Source: RefSeq, a predicted model, not a curated record
CGCCAUGACACGAGUUUUGCCUAAACGCUUUUAUACCCAGUCCAAGUGCAGACGAUGGUGACUGAUUGAUGAAAUCCCCCAAAGUAUUGAACUGAAACGGUAAGACCGAACAUUCAGCUCGAAGUGUCCCCAACGCCCCUAAAAAGACCUCCAAUUUCUCCAGUCCAGUGAUCCCUUCGACCUCCAAGAGCCCCAGAAACACCCCAGUGACAUCCGCAACCCUCUGAGAGUGCCCCAUCGACUGAGGACUCUACUAGCCGGUUACAAUGUUUGAAGAGCUCCAGUACCUCGACGAACUCAGGAGUAAGAGUUGUAAAAUGGCAGGCGCGAUGUUGUUCGAGCGUGCCCAGGCAGCGUGUAUAACCAAUCGCAGUGAAGGGAUAACUCUUCUGCAUGAAAUUGUAUCGAAUCCUAGUAUUGGCCUCGAUGAGGAAGAUGAGGAGAGCAUUCGCAUCAAGGAGCAGGGUAUUCUCCAGCUGGGAGAGCUCUACAAGAAGGAGGGAAAGGCCAAGGAGCUCGCUGAUCUCAUCAAAGCAACUAGACCAUUUUUGAGUCACAUCAGCAAGGCCAAGGCCGCCAAGCUGGUGAGGUCUUUAGUCGAUUUCUUCCUGGAUCUUGAGGCUGGCAUCGGUAUCGAGGUUCAACUCUGCAAAGAGUGCAUAGAAUGGGCGAAAGAGGAGCGUAGGACAUUUCUCCGGCAAUCCCUGGAGACUAGGUUGAUAGCCCUUUACUUCGACACUGGAAUGUUCAGUGAAGCCCUGCAGUUGGGCUCGGCCCUCCUCAAGGAGCUCAAGAAGCUGGACGACAAGCAGCUUCUCGUUGAGGUACAGCUGCUGGAGUCUAAGACUUAUCAUGCUCUGAGCAAUUUGGCUAAGGCCAGGGCUGCGUUGACCAGUGCAAGAACAACUGCCAAUGCUAUUUAUUGCCCUCCCAAGAUGCAAGCCGCUCUUGAUCUGCAGUCUGGUAUUCUUCACGCUGCUGACGAACGAGAUUUCAAGACUGCUUAUUCGUACUUUUAUGAGGCAUUUGAAGGAUACGACAGUGUCGACAGUCCCAAGGCGCUGACAGCUCUUAAAUACAUGCUCCUGUCGAAGAUAAUGCUCCGCACUCCCGAGGACGUCCAGGCGAUAAUGUCCGGUAAACUGGCGGUGAAAUACGCCGGACGAGAUUUGGACGCUAUGAAAGCCGUUGCAGAGGCUAGUCAUAAACGAUCGCUCGCUGAUUUUCAAUGCGCUGUUAAAAAUUAUCGUCAGGAACUCGAGGAGGAUGUCAUUGUUAGAGCUCAUCUUGGAUCACUUUACGAUACAAUGCUUGAACAGAAUCUUUGCAGAUUGGUUGAGCCAUAUUCUCGUGUACAGGUCGCCCACAUAGCUUCCUGCAUAGCAUUGUCACUUGCUCAAGUUGAAAAGAAGCUCUCCCAGAUGAUUCUCGACAGAAAGCUGCUGGGUGUCCUUGAUCAGGGCGAGGGUGUUCUGAUCGUCUUCGAGGACACCCCACGUGACAAAACCUACGAGAUUGCUCUUGAUACAAUACACAGUAUGGGAAAAGUCGUGGAUACUCUCUAUCAGAAAGCCAAGAAGCUCACCUAGCCCGUUUAACACGAAAAAAAACUUUGUAUUUCAAAAUCUAUUAUAUAUUGCUACUUAUUAAUAAUUAUUAUGAGACUUUCACUCAUUAAAUAAUGCCAAUUGACA